This is a messenger RNA of Aspergillus caelatus, 1381 nucleotides long. Its product is annotated as glycosyltransferase family protein. The transcript has 2 exons. The record is from RefSeq and is a predicted model, not a curated record. The coding region runs from base 231 to 1073 and encodes 280 amino acids. Gene Ontology annotation, cellular component: UDP-N-acetylglucosamine transferase complex. Gene Ontology annotation, biological process: dolichol-linked oligosaccharide biosynthetic process. Lineage: Eukaryota; Fungi; Ascomycota; Eurotiomycetes; Eurotiales; Aspergillaceae.
GUUGUUGGUACAUGCCGUUACUAGCCUCGUCUUGAUCGUUAACUUAAACAAUAGAGAGAGCUAACAAUAAUGCCAAUCAGUUGACCGUGCUAUACCACUACUGAGGAUUGUUGUUACUUAUCCUUAUCUGUCAACAAAUGUUACUGAUGGCGCCUGCAGCAGCAACCUAACAUACGUUUGGUUUCUUUGAUCGUAUUGCCGGGUCCAUUGAUAGCUUUCCAACGUCGGAGAUGACACUCCUGACGCAGUGGCCUCUGAGAAGCCUACUUUGGAUGUUCAGCAUAGGAAUUGUGGUUGGUGCAUCAGCAUUCAUUAUCUUCAUCUAUGUCCUAUACUCAUCACAAAAUACUAACAUUCCUAAAUGGCGCUCGAAACACACACCGACCCAUCUUCUCGUUGUCUUAGGCAGCGGCGGACAUACGGCCGAAAUGUUCUCCAUGUUACGACGUAUAAAGCUCGAUCCGUCUCAGUAUACAUAUCGCACAUAUGUUGUGAGCUCGGGGGAUAAUUUCAGCGCCACGAAGGCAGUUGAGUUCGAGACUCGUUAUUUCAAUCACGGCCGAAGAGCACCUGCGACCGACUGUAGCCUAGCAGAAUCGUACACUAUUGUGACUGUGCCGCGCGCACGUCGUGUACACCAGUCAUUUUUGACGGCGCCUCUUUCAACCCUCAGAUCUUUCUGGGCAUGUCUUCUUGUCCUGCGUGGACAAUAUGCUGACCAAAAGCGGCUUCCUUCAUCAAUGAUUUCGCCGUAUCCGGAUGUGAUUCUUACGAACGGUCCUGCUACGGCGGUUUGCGUUAUACUAUCUGCUAGGCUCCUCCGUCUCUAUAGUUUCAUCAGAGGCUUCGUUCCGUUCAAAACGGUUUUGGGAGGUGAAGAUUUAGCACCGACUGAUUACCAACUCCGUACGAUUUUCAUAGAAUCAUGGGCCCGUGUGACAACUUUGAGUCUAUCGGGUAAGAUACUGUUACCUUUUGCUGACCGUUUCCUCGUUCAAUGGCCUGGACUAGAAGGAAGAAGAGCGUGGAAAGGCAUGAGAAAGACGGAAUACGUGGGCAUGCUUGUGGAUUGAAUGUGGCCCAUAUUGUCCCGAGGCCAUUAUUAAUCUCUUUUCGGUGUAUUUAUGUGUGAAUGUACACGAAAGCCAUUUGUGAACGAAAUUUAGGAAGACUCGUCUACUCCUUAGCACUCAAAACGAAAACAAGGACGGAAUGGCGAGGCGAUCGCUUUCUUCGUCCUUUCAAUAUUGUGAGGGGCUAAAUCGGUUCAGAAUUCAAACUCGGCCAUAAGAACGUCUAUUCAUUAUUCAACAGCCCCCCUCCCAUUUGGCCAUAGAAAGUUUUUAUGAUCCACUUCUCUACUGAAGGUUAGGGAUGUCCC